CCUCCUAAGAAGGAUUCCAAGUCGUCAGCCAAGCAGCCACAGAAGACCCAAAAGAAGAAGGAAGGGUCUGGCGGUGGCAAAGCCAAGAAGAAGAAGUGGUCCAAAGGAAAAGUUCGUGACAAGUUAAACAACCAAGUUUUGUUUGAUAAAGCAACUUACGACAAAUUGUACAAAGAAGUUCCCUCAUAUAAAUUGAUCACCCCUUCAGUAGUUUCUGAACGUCUUAAGGUCAGGGGAUCCCUUGCAAGGAGGGCUCUCAUUGAACUCCAGCAAAAAGGUCUUAUUAAACAAGUUGUACAACACAGAGCACAACUUAUUUAUACUAGAACGACAAAGGGUGAUGACCAAGCCACUUAA
Messenger RNA from Brassicogethes aeneus, 357 nucleotides. NCBI's taxonomy places the organism in Eukaryota, Metazoa, Arthropoda, Insecta, Coleoptera, Nitidulidae. The record is from the annotation of a GenBank genome assembly.